AUGCGAGCGUGGGUCUUAGUUGCCGCGGUGCUCUGGUACCUCCCCCGAACUGGAUGGCAGCGUUUUUCCGAAGUCACUAAAAAAGGCUUCGUUUUUGGCAAGACAGCGCACACAGUGAAAGUAUAUGUAGAAUUACAUCACCAUAGCCCAUUCCUUGUCUGUAUGGAUAUAAAACAUGCUAGGAAAGAAAUAGUGGACCCCACCUACUCAUGGAUUGGGCCUAAUGAAAAGCCAUUAAAAGGAAACUAUCGAAUGAAUAUAACUGAAACAGGAAAGCUGAUGGUGAAAGAUUUUCUGGAGACUUUUUCUGGACUUUACACAUGUACUUUUUCUUAUAAGAUCGUCAAAGCACAAACCCAAGUAGAAAAGAUGGUAAAACAGAGAUAUGAGUUCAUGAUGUUUGCCUAUCGGGAACCUGAUUAUUCGUAUCAGAUGGCUGUACGUUACACCACAAAAUCUUGCGUAGGAAACUAUAAUGACCUGUUUUUUAGAGUGCUGAAGAAAGUCUUGGAUAAUUUAAUCUCUGAUUUGUCAUGCCAUAUCAUUGAUUCAUCAUAUAAAUGCCAUUUGGUGGAAGUUCCAAAACAUGGCGUCAUAGCUGAGCUAUUUAUAGCUUUUCAAGUUAACCCUUUUUCACCACAGUGGAAAAGUGUGUGUCAAAACUCUGCUGACUGUGAAGAAAUUACUAACCGUAAUAUCCUCCAGGCAAGAGACCGAAUAGCAGAAUUUUUCCGGCGGCAAGCGAAUCUUUUCUACCAUGAUCCUAGUAAAAUUCUCCCCGCUCUGCACUUUGUGGACCACAGCUUUGAAAUGGCACGUAUGGACAGCUGCCGUCCGGGCUUUGGGAAAAGCGAAGGCAUGCAUAGUAACUGUGCUACGUGUUGCGUGGUUUGCAGCCCUGGGACUUUCAGCCCCGACGGUGAUGUCACUUGUCAGACCUGCACUUCGGCCCACACCUACGGAGCUAAAUUGUGCCCCCCGACAUAAAGUGCAGCACGAAGACUGGAGACGCAGGUGACACAGUUUUGACUGAAGAGCUCUAAUUUAGGCGCCCGGAGCCUACCUAAUUUUUGU
Messenger RNA from Phyllostomus hastatus (greater spear-nosed bat), 1074 nucleotides. RefSeq names its product zona pellucida binding protein 2 (gene ZPBP2). Gene Ontology annotation, biological process: binding of sperm to zona pellucida; acrosome assembly. Lineage: Eukaryota; Metazoa; Chordata; Mammalia; Chiroptera; Phyllostomidae. Gene Ontology annotation, cellular component: extracellular region; zona pellucida receptor complex; acrosomal vesicle. The transcript is spliced from 9 exons. Bases 1 to 987 code for a protein of 328 amino acids. The record is from RefSeq and is a predicted model, not a curated record.